UCUUCAUUUAGAAGAUCAAAUACUUUAGUCAGAUUGUAGGACACACUGUUUACAUAUUGAAAGUAUUAGCGAAAGUUUAGUCAAUAUUCAACGUGUUCGUGUACAAAAUUCUGAUUUUUUAUACAUUUAGUGAUUGAACAUGUUAUAAAGCUUUCAUUUAAAUUUAGGAUGUACCGAAUGUUGUACUUAUUACACUUCCUGGUUUUGUUUAUAUCGGAAUCAAAAGGUCAAGCGGGAUUUUGCAGACAGGACAAGCCAGUUGUACGAUUCUGCACUGAUAACUGGUUGACAAAUGUAACUGAUGUAUACAUAGACACAAGCAGCGUUCCAAUGUAUAUAGAAAUAGUUUGUGAAUGUACAAUAUUUCCUUUCGUCCCUGGAAUUAGAUUUACGUUUUCAUACUAUGACAGGGUGGUUCCAGGAAACAUGGUUUUCAAACUAAAUGACGUUUUGCUCAUUUCAAAAGUAAACAUCAACGUCUGGAAUGCUGACAGAGCAAACCUUUUGCUUCUCACUACAAAGAAUUACACCACUGAAGGAACAUGCCUAAUUAGUUCCUCAGGUACCCUGUUUUAAUUAUUGGUAUUCUGAAGUAAAGGCAAUUAAUGUCUACUGUUUGAUUCACUUAUUCAAUGAAACGUGACUGAUUACUAUACAAAAAUAGUUCAUCCUAAAGACAUCGAAUCGUGGUAUUGUCCGUAAGUAUAGACCUGACACUCCUAAAAAUUCCGUAUGUUAUUUUUAUAUUUAAUUCAUUUUCGGUGUCCGAACCAAAAUAACGAUAUAACUAUAGCAAACCAAUGAUAUACUUUUUAACACCAUCAGGUCGUAUGUGCAGACAAGGCGUUCAGCUGAACGUUAUAUGGUCAGACAGAGAACUAAAAUCCACAACCCUGAGAUUGGUAG
This is a messenger RNA of Mercenaria mercenaria, 906 nucleotides long. RefSeq lists its product as uncharacterized. Lineage: Eukaryota; Metazoa; Mollusca; Bivalvia; Venerida; Veneridae. The record is from RefSeq and is a predicted model, not a curated record. The coding region runs from base 169 to 576 and encodes 135 amino acids. The transcript has 3 exons.